AUGUCACUUUCUUAUGAUUCAUGUCAAAGUCAUUUUACUUCAUAUUCUAAUUUUCAAGAAUUUAUAGAUACUAAAAAUUUUUUUGUAAAUGUGGUAAAAUUAUUGCUCUUGGUAAUAUUUAUCAAGUUUCCAAUUUUCAAAGACAUUCUCAAAGUAACAAUUGUACAUAUUAUACAAAUAAAUAAUCAGCCAAGUCUCAGUGAUUUAGAACGUAUUAAUUAUAUUAUUAAUAGUUCUGCUAGUUUUAGUAGUGAUAAAAAGCCUGAAAUAGUAGUAAAACAACUUUUUCCAGAAAAAUUUCCAGAAAAUACUUCUUUUACUAGAAAAAAACUUAACAAUUAUGAAGAAUUUUCAAUUCCUGUACAUAUAGAAAGGAUGAUAGAUAUUGAAGAUAAAGAUAAAGAGGUUGGAGAUAACAAACCAAAUGAAUCAAUAAAUCCUCCUAAUAAUGAAACUAGCAGCUUAAGUCGUUCAAUUUCAGUUGGUUACGCAACUCUAGAAAUAGCAC
This is a messenger RNA of Funneliformis geosporum, 508 nucleotides long. Lineage: Eukaryota; Fungi; Glomeromycota; Glomeromycetes; Glomerales; Glomeraceae. The record is from the annotation of a GenBank genome assembly.